Hemiscyllium ocellatum (epaulette shark) is the source of this 745-nucleotide messenger RNA. Its product is annotated as synaptosomal-associated protein 25. The record is from RefSeq and is a predicted model, not a curated record. The transcript is spliced from 8 exons. Gene Ontology annotation, cellular component: plasma membrane; synaptobrevin 2-SNAP-25-syntaxin-1a-complexin I complex. Bases 110 to 730 code for a protein of 206 amino acids. NCBI's taxonomy places the organism in Eukaryota, Metazoa, Chordata, Chondrichthyes, Orectolobiformes, Hemiscylliidae. Gene Ontology annotation, molecular function: syntaxin-1 binding; voltage-gated potassium channel activity; SNAP receptor activity. Gene Ontology annotation, biological process: exocytosis; synaptic vesicle priming; synaptic vesicle fusion to presynaptic active zone membrane.
AGCAAGCAGAAGUUGGAAUCUGCCAUCCGCAUCUUUUUUUUCCAGACCAGACCUAACUGGUGCUGUUACUUUCUGGGAUUGAAGUCUCCAGUGACAGCUCGAAUUCAUCAUGGCCGAUGAUGCAGAUAUGCGCAAUGAGUUGGAGAAUAUGCAACAGCGUGCUGACCAGGUGGCUGAUGAGUCAUUGGAAAGCACUCGCCGCAUGCUUCAACUGGUUGAAGAGAGCAAGGAUGCUGGCAUCAGAACUUUGGUCAUGCUGGAUGAACAAGGAGAACAACUGGAACGCAUCGAGGAAGGAAUGGACCAAAUCAAUAAGGACAUGAAAGAAGCAGAAAAGAAUUUGACAGAUCUAGGAAAAUUCUGUGGUCUUUGUGCCUGUCCAUGUAACAAACUGAAGUCAAGUGAUGCUUAUAAAAAGGCCUGGGGGAAUAACCAGGAUGGGGUCGUGGCCAGCCAACCGGCCCGGGUGAUGGAUGAGCGUGAGCAGAUGGCUAUCAGUGGAGGAUUUAUUCGCAGAGUAACCAAUGAUGCCCGGGAAAAUGAGAUGGAUGACAAUUUAGAGCAAGUUGGUGGUAUCAUUGGUAAUCUUCGCCACAUGGCUCUUGACAUGGGUAAUGAGAUUGAUACACAGAACCGCCAGAUUGACAGGAUUAUGGAGAAGGCUGAAUCCAAUAAAACCAGGAUUGACGAAGCUAACCAACGUGCAACAAAGAUGCUGGGAAGUGGCUAAGCCUGCAGGAAAGUG